UGAACCACUUAUUUUCAUGCAUUAAACAUAACUAUAAAUGCAAUAUAAAACAUUAUAUCAUUCUAAUAAUCUUAUACAGAAAAUGAAUAACAACAUUCCUGAAAGUGUGAGAAAGAGAGUGAUAAUCAAAGAGCUUGUAAAGGGUCAAGAAGCUGCAACCAAACUCAAAUUUCUUCUUCAGAAUGAGCAAAAUCCCUUUGGUGAUGGCUCUCUUUUAUCGUACAAACUUGCUGCAAAUGUGCUGAGAUCAUUCACAGAAGCUCUUUCUAUUGUCUCUCAACCAGGUUGUGAGGAUUUUCUGAAUCUGCUAAAUCCCGGCGAAAACGGAUCGCCGGUGCUGUCAGACACCGGGAUUGAUCCACCGGCCGGAGAUUCUGCUGGUAGUGUUGUAAAGAAGAGUUUAAGAGGUUCCUACAAAAGAAGGAAGUGUGCAGAUACAUGGUCCAUAGUUUCCCAAACCACUGUUGAUAAUCAUUCAUGGAAAAAGUAUGGACAGAAGGGAAUCAUGAAUUCUGAAUACCCCAGGAGUUAUUUCAGGUGCACAUUUAAGCAUGAUCACGGCUGCUUAGCAAUCAAACAGGUGCAAAAAACACAAGACAAACCUGAUGUGUAUCAAAUUACUUACAUUGGCAUUCAUACAUGCAACAAUACCACUAAUGUUACAGAUAAACAGAAGCAAGAAUUAGUGGUGUCUGAUGAUGUUGCUGAUGCUGUGUUAGUGUUUGUUUCAAAGUCCAGCAAUGGAGUCCUUAAUUAGUUGCUUAUAUGUUUUGAGUAAUGUUGAUUGUUGAUAUUGAAAUAAAUUUGAUCAUCUCAUUGAUCGGUACAAAAAAAUUAUUCCUGCAUAAAAACAUUUGCUUAAAUUCACUUUUAAUUCUCUAUUUUUGGUUGAUUCAACAUUUUGUUCCUCCAAUUUUUAUAUAUGAUUGUAUAGUCUUCAA
Messenger RNA from Lathyrus oleraceus (garden pea), 941 nucleotides. RefSeq names its product WRKY DNA-binding transcription factor 70. Lineage: Eukaryota; Viridiplantae; Streptophyta; Magnoliopsida; Fabales; Fabaceae. The record is from RefSeq and is a predicted model, not a curated record. The coding region runs from base 38 to 757 and encodes 239 amino acids. Gene Ontology annotation, molecular function: sequence-specific DNA binding; DNA-binding transcription factor activity. The transcript is spliced from 3 exons. Gene Ontology annotation, biological process: regulation of DNA-templated transcription.